CACACGUCCUUCCCCCCCAAACGCCACACCCUUGGCGCGCCGCCCCCACUCCUCUUCCCCUACCCGAUCAAUCGACCACGUCACGCUCCACGUUUCACCUCGUCUGCACGUGCCUCACCGCCUAUAUACAUGCGCCCAUCCCGGGCUAUCGAGAGGACGAACCAAGUCAAGCCACUGAGAAACCUGCGGAAUAUCCCAUCACUUCAUCAGUGAUCAGCAGCGGGGCGUUGGCUAGAGCUUGCUAGUAGUAAUACGGUGGCGUGUGCUAGCUGCAGACUAGUGGCAAUUAACCCUUCAUACGAUCUCGUGCGAGCCAUGGGUGCGCCGGCCGGCUUCGUGGUGAUGGCCUCGGUGGUGUUGGCCGUUUCUCUGUGCGGCGGCGUGGGCCGGGCGCAGGACAUGGACAACGAGUGGGCACGCUACCGUGGCUUCUUCGGCGGGGGAGGCACUCUGCUGCCGCAGUCGGACGUGGACCUGCUGGAGUUCCCGCUGAACCUCGAGUACCUGGAGGCGGAGUUCUUCUGCUGGUCGGCUCUCGGCUACGGCCUGGACGGCAUCGACGUCAACCUCACGGGCGGUGGCCCGCCCCCCGUGGGCGCCCAGACCGCCGCCCUCACCCCUUUCGUCCGCGACGUUGCCACUCAGUUCUGCUACCAAGAAGUCGGCCACCUCAGGGCGAUCAAGCAGAACGUGAGGGGGUUCCCGCGGCCGCUGCUGGACAUCAGCGCGACCAACUUCGGCAAGAUCGUGGAGCAGGCGAUGAACACGACGCUGGACCCGCCCUUCAACCCCUACGAGAACAGCCUCAACUUCCUCAUCGCCUCCUACAUCAUCCCCUACGUCGGCCUCACCGGCUACGUCGGCGCCAACCCCAAGCUCCUCACCCCUCAGGCCAGAAGGCUGGUGGCGGGGCUGCUGGGCGUGGAGUCGGCGCAGGACGCGGUGAUCCGGGCGCUGCUGUACGAGCGCGGGUUGUCGCGGGUGGCGAGCUACGGCGUCGGGGUAGCAGAAGUCACGGCGCACAUCUCGGAGCUGCGGAACGAGCUGGGGAGGAGAGGGGUGAAGGACGAGGGGCUGGUGGUGGCGCCGGGGGAGGGGCCCGAGGGGCAGACCGUGGGGAACAUCAUCGCCGGCGACCGAUUCUCCCUCGCCUACGACCGCACGCCCGAGGAGAUCCUCGGCGUCGUGUACGGCACGGGGAACCCUGCCCAGGCCGGCGGGUUCUUUCCCCAGGGCGCCGACGGCCGCAUCGCCAGGGGGCUCCUCAUGUAGUCGAUCGAUCGGGCCGGAGGCAGGGAUGUGAUGUCAGUAAGGAUUGUUGUGUUCUCGCAAGCUGUAGACUAUAACAUCGUACUACUUGUGUGUGUUGUCCUUGUGGGUAAAAUUGGGGUAUGUACAACAUGAUGCUAAUAAUCAAUAAAAGGACUUAUGCAAUGCAAAAUACAGAGAUAGUGGUUUUUUUUUC
Brachypodium distachyon (stiff brome) is the source of this 1465-nucleotide messenger RNA. RefSeq names its product desiccation-related protein PCC13-62. The transcript has 3 exons. The record is from RefSeq and is a predicted model, not a curated record. NCBI's taxonomy places the organism in Eukaryota, Viridiplantae, Streptophyta, Magnoliopsida, Poales, Poaceae. Bases 316 to 1272 code for a protein of 318 amino acids.